Messenger RNA from Amborella trichopoda, 2550 nucleotides. RefSeq names its product Galactose oxidase/kelch repeat superfamily protein. NCBI's taxonomy places the organism in Eukaryota, Viridiplantae, Streptophyta, Magnoliopsida, Amborellales, Amborellaceae. The record is from RefSeq and is a predicted model, not a curated record. Gene Ontology annotation, molecular function: protein binding.
CGCGAUGUCGAAACCUAAAAGGGCUCACUGGUCUUGGCGCCAUUUUGUCUCACUAACGCAGGCGCCGCUUUCUCUCACUAGCGCAGGAACUCGCCGACUAUCUUUCUCCCUAGAUCCCUACCCAGACAAGCCUCUCUCUCUCUCUAAAAAAACCAGGUUAAGAAAAACGCGCCAAUUCUUCUCUCCGGGAGUCGUUUUUGAAUUGCACCAUUGAAAUAGGGUUUAAGAAAGAAACUUGGAUGAUUAUUUUCAUUUUGAGCUGAAAUUUAGGAGAUGGGGAAGAAGCAGAAGAAGCCUGGAAAGGGAAAAGAGAAGACAGAGAGGAAAACAGCGAAAGCAGAAGAGAAGAGAGGGCGCAGAGAAAGUAAGAAGAUCUCGCAGGAAGAUGACAUUGAUGCAAUUCUGGCCAGUAUACAGAAGGAAGAAGCAAAGAAAAAGGAAGUUCAUGUUGAGGAAAAUGUGCCUGCCCCUUCUCUGCGAUCCAAUUGCUCGUUGAAUGUAAACCCAAUGAAGGAAACUGAGUUGAUUUUGCAUGGAGGAGAAUUUUACAAUGGUAACAAGACAUUUGUAUAUGGCGAUCUCUAUCGGUACAAUGUUGAAAAGCGUGAAUGGAAAUUGGUCUCGAGUCCAAACAGCCCCCCACCACGAAGUGCCCACCAGGCAGUUGCAUGGAAGAAUCAUCUUUAUUUAUUUGGUGGUGAGUUUACUUCGCCAAACCAAGAACGUUUCCAUCAUUACAAGGAUUUUUGGAUGUUAGAUCUAGUCUCCAAUCAAUGGGAACAGAUAUCAUUGAAAGGGUGUCCAAGUGCACGCUCAGGCCAUCGGAUGGUUAUUUACAAACACAAGCUUAUUGUCUUUGGUGGUUUCUAUGACACACUACGAGAAGUCAGGUAUUAUAAUGAUCUGCAUGUUUUCGACUUGGACCAAUUCAAGUGGCAAGAAAUAAAGCCCAAACUAGGGAGCUUGUGGCCAAGUGCACGAAGUGGUUUUCAAUUUUUUGUUUUUCAGGAUGAGAUAUUUUUAUAUGGUGGUUAUUCUAAAGAAUGUGACAAGAAUAGUUCCGAGAAAGGAAUUGUUCAUUCCGAUUUGUGGUCCCUUGAUCCAAAGACCUGGGAAUGGAGCAAGGUAAAAAAGAUUGGGAUGCCUCCUGGACCUCGGUCUGGGUUUUCCAUGUGUGUACAUAAGAAACGAGCUUUGCUUUUUGGUGGUGUGGUCGAUAUGGAAGUUGAAGGUGACAAUCUUUGGAGUUUGUUCUUGAAUGAGAUCUAUGGUUUUCAACUAGAUAACCAUCGAUGGUACCCGUUGGAGUUGCGGAAGGAAAAAUCAACUAAAGACAAGGCAAAAGGAAGCAAGAAAACUGUGCAGCAAGAUGAUACUCUUCUCAAUGGCAACAAGGACCCUGUCGAUAAUUUGGAGAAUUCCGAACCUGAUAGGGAAGUACCACUUGGGGUGGAAAGUGAUUUUGUUGAGCUGUCAAUCAACUCGUAUUCUCAACAAAAGCUUGAUAGAGGAAAUAUAGGCUCCAAUAAGCAGGCAUGCAUAGAAUCUGAGGUAGUGAAGCCUUGUGGACGAAUCAAUGCUUGUGUUGCUGUGGCACGAGACACACUUUACCUGUAUGGAGGUAUGAUGGAGCUCAAAGAUCGAGAAAUUACUCUGGACGAUCUAUACACACUUGAUCUGAGCAAACUUGAUGAGUGGAAGUGCAUAAUACCGGCGUCUGAAUCAGAAUGGCUUGAAGUUAGUGAAGAUGAAGAUGAAGAGUGCUCCGAAGAUGAAGACGAAAAUGAUAGUGGCAGUGAUGAUGCUGAGACCGAUGAUGAUGAUGACGACGACGAUGAUGAUGAAUUAGAGGUUAGGGGCGACGAGAAAAAUACUUUGGGAAUGGAAUCAGCAGUUGCCCUAAUCCGAGGUGAGACUAAGAACCUGCGCAGAAAAGAGAAACGGGCUCGUAUAGAGCAGAUAAGAGCCAAUCUUGGCCUUUCAGAUUCUCAGAGGACACCAAUGCCUGGAGAAUCCCUCAGAGAUUUUUAUAAGCGGACGUCUAUGUACUGGCAAAUGGCUGCUCAUGAACACACGCAACACACUGGAAAGGAGCUUCGGAAAGAUGGAUUUGAUCUUGCCGAGGGCCGCUACAAAGAGCUACUACCUAUUCUUGAAGAGUUAGCCAAACUAGAGGCAGAGCAAAAGGCUGAGGAAGAAAUCCAAGAGACCAGUUCGAGAAAACAAGGCAAUAGAAAGACCAAGAAUCGUGUAUCAAACAGCUUGCAUGCUCCUCUUUGACGCUUCCAUCAAUUCUGCCUCACUUGCCAGCAUCGUUCUUGGCAAAAGAUAGUGUGCGCCCACGGUAGUAUACUGUCUAUUUGCUCCCUCAGGUAAAACCCCAUCUAGGAUUAAUGUUAGGACCCCAAGUUUUUGUUUGGGAUGUAAUCUCUUUGACUCAUAUAUUAACCUAGGCUAAAAGUUUCUUAAUUGUACCAUCUAUGUACUUGAAAAAAAUAAAAUAAUGUCUCCAAUUUUUAGAGGGUGAAAUCUAAGUAUUAGAAAACUCUA